Galendromus occidentalis (western predatory mite) is the source of this 2837-nucleotide messenger RNA. RefSeq lists its product as uncharacterized. The record is from RefSeq and is a predicted model, not a curated record. Bases 163 to 2559 code for a protein of 798 amino acids. Lineage: Eukaryota; Metazoa; Arthropoda; Arachnida; Mesostigmata; Phytoseiidae. The transcript is spliced from 3 exons.
GGAAACCGCUGCGGUUCAUGUGUUCGAUCGAAAGCACGAUUUUCCGGAAUUUUUGUGGAUGAUUUACUUCCAAGUGUCGUGAAGAAGAAGUUCCUCCUUGGAGCUUGACUUGUGUCGCUCAUAAAACUCAUAGACACCAAAUCUCUCUUACCGCGAGUCGAGAUGGGGGGGAACAAGUCUCAGAAAAAAGACUUUCAAAAAGUGAAAUUGAAGAUCGGGCGCACCGUGAAUCGUGGCGAGAAUUUCACCGAUACCAGUUUCAAGAGUAAAAAAAUCGCCAUCCGAGUCCAAUUGAAAGCUGGGCCGAAGGACAUCAAGGAGCAGUUCCAGUCUUCGGUGCACAAAAUCAACAGCUCCAAUACCGGUCUCAUCGUGGACGGUCUCCAGACUUUGAAUCGAAUUGUGUCUCAGCUGACUUCCGACAAACGCCAGGCAGUGCUGAAACGUCUAGGCAACCUGACUUCCAACAUCGAGAUCCAGAUCCGCAUGGGAGCCGCGACCAUCGUGAAUAAAAUUCUCGAGACUUUCUCCUCCGAGCAGCGAGGAGGUCUCGCAGACCAACUUGUCCUCGGCCUCCAGAGUUGUUUGACCAGUUUGGACUGGGCGGUCAAGGUCGACGGUCUGAACUAUUUCGGUAUGCUCUUCAGACACAUACCCUUCGAGCUUUCGAAAAACUAUUCUGUUUUGGAGAAUAUCAUGGAUCUCGUCUCCUCGACAAAAGAAGAUCUCUCGGGUCGCAAGCUGAACAUGGAGCUCAAGUGCAGCAGGAACCAUAUCAAGCUGUGGAGCGAUGUUUGCGACUGCCUUUCGAAAACGAUUCAGUUUUUGAUGAGAACCUCGCACGGUGAAGGAAAAUCGCGGAGGAAGACUUGCAAGGGUCUUGUGUCGGUUUAUCCGCGGAUUCGAUGGGUUACGAACAGAGUCAGAUCUACCGGACCCGCCAUGCAGCUCAAGGGAAACGCGGUCGCGAAUGAAUUCCUACCGGUCCUCCUCGAGAUGUGGUCGGGUGUCGAGAACUUCGAGGUCACAUCAGGCAACGAACAAAUCAAGCACGACGCCUUCGCGAAAGUGUCACUACUCUUGCUGACCGUCACGGAAUGGGCUGAUCUUUCUCAAGAUACCGAUUUCAAAGCACUCCCAGAUCAAGCUUUGAAUUUUUUCAAGAGCAGAUUCCCCUUGGUGUUCGAAAACAACGCUUGCUCAACCGUGAAUCUCCGGAUCGCAAAAUUCCUCAUUACGAUUCACGGGGGGAAGAAUCUUGCCUUGAACAAAACUCUCUUUUUCGAGUUGAGAGGGAGCCCCAUUCCGAGCGAUACCAAACUGCUGCUGGAUGUGGCCGCGCGAGCCAUGAACGACACGCCACAAGUCCUGCAGUACGUGAACUCUCUGUUCUUCACGAAAAAGGCUCAACAACGGAGGCCGUUCUAUAGUUUCUAUCUGAAAGCCUGCGAUGAUAUAGUUGGCGAUUUCCAUCUGAAUCAGAUGCUCCUGAAAAUGCCGGCAUUCAUCUCUAAAAUAAUCCUUCAGUAUCCCACGAUGUGUUCCGACGAGGUUUCUCUCCUCGAGAGUCUCCAUUCGCUCAUGCUACCAGCGUAUCUCGAAGGUAUUGGAUCGCUCUCUCUCUCAACUCUGGAACAAAUUCUGCGUACAACCCACCAGCAAAGUCGUCUCGCGCUUCGGCUCGUCCUUGAUCAAGAUAAAUUGCGAGGGGACCACCUGAAAAUAAUCUUGGACUUCUGGAACGAAGGGAACUUGACCCCCGACGAUAUGCUUUUCGUCGUCGGACACCUAUUCUGGAAGCUCGACGAGGCGUGGGCGAACCUCCUCCGGGAGCCUGACAAUAAUAUCGCCGCCGCUAUCCACAUUCAACUCGUGAAUCUGAUCUCGGAGUUCUGCAUGAGUGUCUAUCUGGACCUCGACGAGAACCAGCGACCGCGCUCCGCGGGCGUUCACAUUCUACAGCCCAAGAUGCAAUAUUUCCAGAUGCUCCACAAAACCAGUCUCCAGCUGAAAAGCGUAAAUAGACCGCUGCAUUUGAUGUAUGUUUCUAUGCGACACAUGCUCCUCGUGAAUGACAAGGUACGACAACGUAUUAUCGACCUGCUCUGGGCUGUUCUGCAGGCGUGGGAGGACUGCGGGAACACCGUUGGGAUGACCACCGUAACAUUGAUCAAUGUUCUCGUAUUGAUACGAGAACUGGAAGUGUUAGGGGAAGACAUCAUCGACUCGCUCGACAAGCUGAUCAACCAGCUCAUGGUCGCGCACUUCCUCGUAAACUCCACCGAUCGAGAUGUUCUGGCUGCGUGCAUUGAUUACUAUCGAGUUUACGGGACAUCUUCGUUCAUGCAGGAUUUGGAUGAAGCAAUGAAAGCGAACUCCGAAGACUGUGAUGACCAGCUCCAGGCGGCUUUUGGGAAGAGCGCGAAAGUACUCCGAGAUUUGAAACUUCUCACAAUCGAUGAGCUUCACCAGGAUCACAUCGAAGACGCUGUGAGACUGGUCGAGGAAGAAGUCAUGGAGGAGGAUGCUAACUCAACAGAUUUUUUGAGUCUGGCUUAAGAAGCCGAUGAUUUCAUCGUUUACUGAGAUGGAUCGGUACAGUCUCUACCGAGUAGUACCGUUGGGGAGGAGGAGCCCCCCUCUCUCGGUGCCAGCCCGCUCAGUGUUGGAAUCCCAACUGAUGUUUCUAUUCGAUUUGUAUAGAAGAAGGAAGCAAACGAUUCCUCGUGUAGAAUUCCCAAAACAUGUACAGGCAUCGUUGAGUCUGUUCGCGUCAGCGAUCAACAUUGAUGUUAAGAAUAAAUACCCGACUUUGGUUGUGUUAUCCCGGCGUAGAU